CACUCUUGGACUCUACUUUCACGUCUCUUUCUCUCUAUACGCCAUUCUCUGGCUCUUCAUUCGACAAAAACCUACCAAUCCAAUGUCUUGUCUUGGGAGUCGAUCUUACUCUCUCUGAUCUCUCUCUCUCGGAGCUUAUGUCGUUAGGAGUAUCGGAGUUCGCGGACGGCGUGGCGGCACGGAGCCUAAGCGAGAUCUCAGAGCUUGACGCCGUAAGAAUCGGAACUGAUAUUGUAUCGGCGGCGAGACGUCUCAUCGUGCUCUUAAGAUCCAUCGGAGACUGUCAAUGGCUUCAUCACCCACCAGUCAUUUCCGAAGCUAUUAGACGGUACGAGGAGCUGUGGAUGCCGUUGAUUUCUGAUCUAACGGUUGGUUCGAAGCCUCCCAUAAUUCUACCUCCUCUUGAUGUUGAAUGGGUUUGGUUUUGUCAUUCCUUAAAUCCAGUAAGUUACAGAGACUAUUGUCAAAAGAGAUUCUCAAAACUUAUAGGAAAACCCGCGAUUUUCGAUGAAGAGAACGAGGAUUACGCGGUUUCGCAAUGCGAAAAAUUCUGGAUUAGGAGAUAUCCAGAUGAGAGUUUUGAAAACAGAGUCGAUCCUGACUCUCCUGAGAUUGUUUCAUCAGCUAAUGAAGAUAUCAAAACUCAAGUAGAGAAACUGAGGUUUGUCUGGGAGAAGUUUUCAGCACCUUACAUGUCUGAAACUGUUUACUUGAUCGCUGCUAGGUUACGGUACAAAGGUUUCUUGCUGAUUCUACACAAGUUCAAGGACGAGAUUUCUCGUCUUGUCCCAGCUUCAGAUAUACUACUCAUGUGGCUCACUCACCAGAGCUACCCGACGAUAUAUACAGAGGAUGUUGGUGAAAUGUUGGAAGAGACGAUGAUAAAAGUGGUUCGAGAUGGAGAGGCAGUAGAGAAGAGUGAAGUGGAAACAACAAAGAAACUUUGGAAUAGAUAUUUUAAUCAACCAUAUGAAAAAGCAGGCGGCGAAUUGAGUGUAGUAAUAACGAAAGAGUCUCGUCUCUGCAACAGCACAAUGUUUUAUUGGCCCGUCUCUGAUAUAGAUAUUAACACCGCGUAUAAGUCCAUUCGACCAAGAUUUGUCCUAGAAUUAUGUAUAUUUAUAAGGCUGAAUCCAAAGGCAGAGCAGAAAGAGUCAAGUUUUCUUCGUUUGAGAGUUGCUAGAUGUCAUCGGAAGCUUCAACUUGAUAAGAAACUAACUGAUCUGUCCGCGGAUGGUACGUGGCAAAAGGGGUGGCAUAUAUACUGCGAGUUUGGAACACAAGGAGUAGUUUUGGAAUCUCAUUGUGACCGUCGACGAAGUCGUGGGAUUUGCUUGGGAAAGAAAAAACCGGAAGAGAUGAUAGCGUUUCUGUGGAAUGAUCUGCUAAGAGCAUAUUCCCUAGCGUCGGGUAGGUUUCUAGGGAAGCAAGUGAGUGUGUUUGCGUCCGUUACUCCUCCGGUUCAAGCGCCAUACUUGCUGCGAUUUGUACCGGAUAGAGUUACGGAUGAUUCAGGUGCUAUGAUAUCUGAUUCAAUUCAAAGAACAAACAACUUCCGGCCUCAAGAAGGAAGAUGGCUUACUCGGACCGUUCUUGAUCAUGCUGGUCGUGAAUGUUUUGUCAUCCGUAUCCGAGUCGGGAAGGGAGUUUUUAAACGCGGAAGUGAAGUUCCAUCUCCGGUGAAAUCAGAGGAGAGGAUAACAGAGAUACGAGUCGGUUCCUGGUCUUAUGUCGAGGGUUCAAUCGGUAAAGCUCCAGUAAAGGUGGUAGGAACCGUGACGCCUAAAGAACCGGUGGAGGAUUGGGAUGCGGCCUGGGAAUUUUCAUCUGGAGACGAAUUGUUCAUCCGGUGGGACUCGUCAGGAUCUAUAUCAGAACUCGGUUUACAGUCAAGAAAGCCUGGUUCGCUGGUUAGGCUACUAACUGGACGGCGAAUGCAGUAUAAAGGAGACAGUGAAGAAGACGAGCAAGGUAUUGUAACAAUGGUUAGAUCGACAGAAGAAGACCCAACCGAAAAAGCAACAGCUUUGAUCGAUUGGAAGCAUCAAGCAGUUGAAUUUUUGCCCGAGGAAGACGCGGUUUUCGUCUUGCUAUUGUCGGUAUCAAUUCUAAGAAGCGUGACUCAGAAAAGAAGAGAAGACGUUGGUAAAUUGCUGGUACGGAAAAGGAUAACCGAAGCAACUGGUGAACGGGAUUGGGGAUCAGUAAUCGUCGAUGCUUCAUCAUCAAAUGUAUCUUCUUCUAGUCCAUAUUUAGAGCCGUGGUAUCGAAACUCUGGUAAGGUUAUGGCGAUGGAGGAGAAAGCACAGGUGGCAAGGUAUCCGUAUCCAGUAAUGAGCUAUUCUAAUGUUGAUGGUGGUGAUAGUUUGUACAAGCAUGUAAUAUUCGGGUGACUUUAAAGAACAACUGCAUGUUUUUAUUUUAGUCAGACGGAUUGGUCUAAACAAAACUUAUACGAUGGAUGCUAUCAUGGCUUUUACAAGUU
This is a messenger RNA of Raphanus sativus (radish), 2485 nucleotides long. Its product is annotated as glycine-rich domain-containing protein 1. The coding region runs from base 138 to 2393 and encodes 751 amino acids. Lineage: Eukaryota; Viridiplantae; Streptophyta; Magnoliopsida; Brassicales; Brassicaceae. The record is from RefSeq and is a predicted model, not a curated record. The transcript has 8 exons.